Molecule: messenger RNA, 1879 nt
Organism: Microdochium trichocladiopsis
Lineage: Eukaryota; Fungi; Ascomycota; Sordariomycetes; Xylariales; Microdochiaceae
Product: ribonuclease H2, subunit B
Exons: 2
Coding region: 328-1758 (476 amino acids)
Biological process (GO): ribonucleotide metabolic process; RNA catabolic process
Cellular component (GO): nucleoplasm; ribonuclease H2 complex
Source: RefSeq, a predicted model, not a curated record
GUAAACUCAAUUUACGCGUUCAACGUCAGGUGUCCAGAAUAGGCCCACCGACUAAAUCGACCACUUGAGCAUGACAUUCAUGCGUUGAUGUUUGCCCGCUGCCACCGCGACGACAUUUGAGAAUUCAGGGCGAAACCAAUCCCGACGACUGCGCGUUUCCGAGGGCGGACAACGUCAGCGCGACUGAUGUAUCAGAAUAGUCUAGCCACCGACAACGAAGGAAAUCGAGUCUUCCACGAUCACCCAGCUGCAAGCAUCCACAAAGCUACUUGCCAGUGAACGACACUCCUGCGGUCCUUGUCGCACCUUCGCGCCGGUAUUCAUCCGAUGGCUCGAACAACUCGAUCGAAGGCUGUGGCCCCAACCAAGUCAGGAUCCGCAGAGAGGGCUCCGGCCGCCGAUAACUCAGAAAGCUCCUCUGCUCUACCAGUCCAGACAAACAACCCCCCAAGAGUCUUCAUACUCCCAACGGAAGCGAGCGCCGAUGCUCGAGUAGUGUCAUUACUGUGCGCUCGAACAGGCAAACCCGCGAGAUAUCUCGUCUGCCCCGAAAGUGGCAUUUAUGAAUUCACACGCGUGUCGGCUCUCAAAUCGACACCGAAAAGUUGGCUCAUAGAGCCUGGUCCACCAAAUGGAGGACCUCUUUCGACCUCACAGAGUGAGACUCUGGGUGAAAGCCGCGUCUUCCACGCAAGGAUCACAAAAGGAGCAGAUCUUUACGUCGCGACGCCAGUAGAUCCAUUAUUCCUCGUUCUACCAGCUGUGGCCACCCAUCCAGUAUCUUCAACUGCUAAAGCGGACGAGAAGAAGCUCUUCCUGUCCGGCGACGACCAUUUUGACUCCAUUGCGCAACUUUCACCGCAUCUCACCGAGAUCUUGCGCUGGGCUGGUGGCAAGCUGCAAAAACUGCUCGAGUCCCGCAUGGCGUCAAUCUGCGAUACUGUUGAAGCAGGAGACGAGCUGAUGUUUCGCUUCAGUGAGGAAAAGCUACUCAACGAGCUCCUUGGCAAGGCGCGGUCCUUGGCGCGGCAAGCCCUGCCAAAAAGCAUGGAGGAAAAGUUUGUGACCAAAGCCUUGGAAGCCCCCAUGCUGGGAUUGAAGGUCCGGGAUGUGUCAACAGAUACCGCAAAGUCCACGGUCGUUGGUGAAGAUACAGCUGAAGAGAAGGAACAGUGCUCAGUGUCUACACCAAUGUCACCCCGGGGAGCUGAUAGCCAGUCGUCCGCCUCUGCCUCCGAUGCCACGGCAAGUUUUGCCUCGGAUAUAUCGAUGACCUCCACAGCAGCAACCUCGCUCUUGGCCACUCCAGAGCUGGACGAGGAAGAAGCCAAGGGCACGGUCACAGAUCUUACCUCAGCUGUUCAGGCAAGACCUGAGAUUGUGGCUUUGCAAAGAUUGCGCGUGGCCUUUUCGUACAUCUGCUCUGCAUAUCUAUCCCCAGCACGGGCAGCAUCCGUAAAAGCCCUCCUGGCCAGGGAUGUCGGCGCUUCAAUGGUGGAUUUUGCGCCUCUGGAUGCGUACCUUGCCAAGAUCGCGAAGAUGCGCGAAGACGCGGCGUCGGCGCGGAGCAUGAGUGACUACAGUCGAAAACGUGUCCUUGACGAUGACGAGGCAGCAGAGCGUGCAGAGAAGAAGCGCCUCAAGGAGGAGGAGGACCGGAGGAAAAAGGCGGGUGAAAGUCGGGGUGUGAAAAACCUGAAGAAGGUGAACACGACUGGAAUGAAGAAGAUGAGCGACUUCUUUAAGAAGAAGGCGUGAAGCGUCUGGCCGGAUGCGUAGGACUUUACUCAAUCAUUACAGCAUAUGCUUGGCGUAAAGGAGUCGAUUGGCAAGCUAUCGAUUGCCGUGGGUAUCAUCUAUUUUAUACUUUGUUAUGCCC